AUGAUAUUGAAAUGUUAUCCCAAUACCUUUGCCAAAUGUAUUAUUGAUCAUUCUUUUUCCCACAACCAAGCUGACAAUGGUGUCUUAAGACCAUUUCUCCCAUUUUGUCCAGCUACCCAAGUGACAUUCCUGGUAAGCUGGACAGAAAUGGCAUUUUCUAGAGCUGGGGGAGCAAAGAGCCACUGGCCUUAUCAGGGCUCUCCUUGGCCAAGUGAGAGGGACCCCACAUUCUUGUUACAACCAGAGGAGAAGCCUAAAAGUAAUUCCUCCCCAAAUCUGUUUUCUCAACUAGCAAGAUUAAUAGAAUAA
Molecule: messenger RNA, 309 nt
Organism: Pipistrellus nathusii (Nathusius's pipistrelle)
Lineage: Eukaryota; Metazoa; Chordata; Mammalia; Chiroptera; Vespertilionidae
Source: the annotation of a GenBank genome assembly